Molecule: messenger RNA, 4310 nt
Organism: Zalophus californianus (California sea lion)
Lineage: Eukaryota; Metazoa; Chordata; Mammalia; Carnivora; Otariidae
Gene: PEX6
Product: peroxisomal biogenesis factor 6
Exons: 18
Coding region: 699-4127 (1142 amino acids)
Biological process (GO): protein import into peroxisome matrix
Cellular component (GO): cytosol; peroxisomal membrane
Molecular function (GO): ATP hydrolysis activity; ATP binding
Source: RefSeq, a predicted model, not a curated record
CUUGUCUUGCUAGGAAUAGAAAUACCUUCUAACAUGUAAAUCUAGUAUUCAACUCUCAGAUUUUCAGGAAAUUUUCAGGAAUUCAAAACGUACAAAGUAGAAGACUGCACAACUCAUGUUGUUCAGCGGUGAAGGAGAGUUAGGCAGUGUUUGGAGAAUGCAAGGUCCAGAAAGCGUAGAUUACCACCAACCAAUCCAUUGAUUCUAAGUGCAAAUAUUUUGUUGUUGUUGUUAGUAACUGGAAGUGUGGCCUGCCAGUGUCCAAGUGUCUUGCCCAGAGCAGUGGAGGCGGACACAAGGAUGGAAUCUAAGUAACAGCAAAGUUGGGAAGCAAGCUAUUGGUUAGUGCUCAUGACUGAAGCCUUGAACCCCUCUCUUCUGCCUGCUCUACUGCCCCCUCCCGGAAACACACAUCCCCCCCACCCCGUAGAGUAGAAACAGGACGUGGGUCUCCAGUUUGCAAGGAUUCGUGGGGCGGGGAGAGCAACUGGUUUUGGAGGGAUGAAAAAGCGAAGCUGCUUUGUCUUCGCUUCACGUUUGGUGGGAGUAGAACAAACAGGACAAUAAACAGGACAAGAAACACUGGGACGUGGGUUUUGUGUAGGAUGUGUUGGAACAGGUGUGGUAGCACCAAGUACUCCAGGGCUACAUGAAUCACAUGUAGUAAUCCAGCCGGCAGCCACUACAUACCCAUAAGCAUGUCUGAGACAGUUUUAUCCUACCACUCCCUCCUGCAACCUUCCCCACAACCCCCAAACCUCAGUGCCUACAGUUCCACCGUGGAAACGGUAGGAGUUCACAGAGGACUGGACUACUUCUUCCUCAACACUCCACCCAUAGCUCCCAGCCCUGGUCCUGGGCACGCUGACGGUUCGUUGAUCAUUAAAUUAACUGUUACGUGCAUGGCAGGGCAGUUGAGAGGACGUUACUCCCCUAGCAGGCGCGGAAGGCAGAUCCGCGCAAACACAGUCUCAAAAGACUGCGCAGCGGCCGUGAACGCGUUACGGCCACCGACGAACCAACCCGCCGAUCUGAGCCGCCGCUCGCCCUCCAGGAGCACGCACCAGGGACCCGCCGCCCCGCCCGCUCUCCUUGCACCUCCCCGGACGGAAGCGGAAACGGCCUGCUGCGGUCUGGCUCCGGAAGCCGCUCUCCUUCGUCUUCCUCGUUGGUCUCCUGUCACAAUGGCGCUGGCCGUCUUGCGGGUCCUGGAGCCCUUCCCGACCGAGGCACCCCCGUUGGCGGUGCUGCUGCCCCCCGGGGGCCCGUGGCCUGCGGCGGGGCUGGGCCUGGUGCUGGCCCUGCGGCCCGCAGAGGAGAGCCCCGCAGGGCCGGCGCUGCUAGUGGCGGCCCUGGAGGGGCCGGGCGCGGAGACCGAAGAGCAGGGUCCAGGGCCCCCGCAGCUGCUGGUUAGCCGCGCGCUGCUGCGGCUCUUGGCUCUGGGCUCCGGGGCGUGGGUGCGGGCGCGGCCCGUGCGGCGCCCUCCGGCGCUGGGCUGGGCGCUGCUUGGGACCCCGCCGGGGCCCGGGCUGGGACCGCGAGUCGGGCCGCUGCUGGUGCGGCGCGGAGAGGCCCUGCCAGUGCCCGGACCGCGGGUGCUGGAGACGCGGCCGGCGUUGCAAGGGCUGCUGGGCCCAGGGACGCGGCUAGCUGUGACUGAGCUCCGUGGGCGGGCCAAACUGGGUCAGGAGGCUGAGGACAGCAGCCGGCCCCCACCCCCACCCGUGGUGUCCUCCUUCGCGGUUAACCGCACAGUCCGGCGACUCCGGGGAGUUCUGGGAGGGACUGGAGAUUCACUGGGAGUUAGCCGGAGUUGUCUCCGUAGCCUGGGCCUCUUCCAGGGCGAAUGGGUGUGGGUGACCCGAGCCGGAGAGUCGUCGAACACUUCCCAGCCACAUUUGGCCAGGGUGCGGGUCCUAGAGCCUCGCUGGGACCUGUCUGAAAGGCUGGGACCCGGCUCUGGGCAGCCGGGAGAGCCCCUCGCUGACGGACUAGCCCUCGUGCCUGCCACUCUGGCUUUUAAUCUCGGCUGUGAUCCCCUGGAAGUGGGAGAGCUCAGAAUUCAGAGGCACUUGGAAGGCUCCAGCACCCCUGAAGACAAAGGAAGCUGCUCAGUGCUGCCCGGGCCUCUGUUUGCCAAAGAGUUACACAUCGAAAUUGUGUCCUCUCCCCACUACAGCACCAACGGAAAUUAUGACCAUGUUCUUUACCGGCACUUUCAGACACCCAGGGCAGUCCAGGAAGGGGAUGUUCUGUGUGUGCCAACAGUUGGGCAAGUAGAGAUCCUGGAAGGAAGCCCAGAGAAACUGCCCAGGUGGCGGGAGAUGUUUUUUAAAGUGAAGAAAACUGUUGGGGAAGCUCCGGAUGGGCCAACCAGCGCCUACUUGGCAGACACCGCUCAUACCUCUUUGUACUUGGUGGGCUCUACCCUGAGCCCUGUCCCAAGGCUCGCUUCAGGAGAAUCCACUCCCUGGAAUAGCUUGUCUCCUCCGGGCCUGGAGACCUUGGUGACUGAGCUCUGUGCUGCCCUGAAGCCUCGCCUCCAGCCAGGAGGUGCCCUGUUGACAGGAACCAGCAGUGUCCUUCUCCGGGGUCCCCCCGGCAGUGGCAAAACCACAGCUGUCACUGCAGCCUGCAGCCGCCUUGGGCUCCACCUCCUGAAGGUGUCCUGCUCUAGCCUCUGUGCAGACAGCAGCGGGGCUGUGGAGACGAAGCUGCGGGCUGUCUUCUCCCGGGCCCGGCGCUGCCGGCCUAUGGUUCUGUUGCUGACAGCUGUGGACCUUCUGGGCCGGGACCGUGAUGGGCUAGGUGAGGAUGCCCGUGUGGUGGCCACGCUGCGUCAGCUCCUCCUUGAUGAGGAGCCCCUCGCCAGCUGCCCACCCCUGAUGGUCGUGGGCACCGCAAGCCAGGCCCGGGACAUGCCCGCCGACGUGCAGACAGCGUUCCCUCAUGAGCUGGAGGUGCCCGUGUUGUCAGAGGGGCAGCGGCUCAGUGUCCUGCGGGCCCUCACCGCCCACCUCCCUCUGGGCCAAGAGGUGAACCUGACGCAGCUGGCGCGGCGGUGUGCGGGCUUCGUCGUAGGGGAUCUCUAUGCCCUUUUGACCUACAGCGCCCGGGCAGCCUGCACCAGGGUCAAGAACUCGGGGCUGGCAGGUGGCUUGAGUGAGGAGGAGGAGGGGGAGCUCUGUGCUGCCGGCUUUCCUCUCCUGGCUGAGGAUUUCGGGCAGGCACUUGAGCAGAUGCAGACAGCCCACUCCCAGGCCAUUGGAGCCCCCAAGAUCCCCUCAGUGUCCUGGCAUGAUGUGGGCGGGCUGCAGGAGGUGAAGAAGGAGAUUCUGGAGACCAUUCAGCUCCCUCUAGAGCACCCUGAGCUGCUGAGCCUGGGCCUCAGGCGCUCAGGUCUUCUGCUCCAUGGUCCCCCCGGCACGGGCAAGACCCUCCUGGCCAAGGCAGUAGCCACUGAAUGCUGCCUCACCUUCCUCAGCGUGAAGGGGCCUGAGCUCAUCAACAUGUACGUGGGUCAGAGUGAGGAGAACGUGCGAGAAGUGUUUGCCAGGGCCAGGGCUGCGGCUCCGUGCAUUAUCUUCUUUGAUGAGCUGGACUCGCUGGCCCCAAGCCGGGGGCGAAGUGGAGACUCUGGAGGUGUGAUGGACAGGGUGGUGUCUCAGCUCCUGGCUGAGCUGGAUGGGCUUCACAGCACUCAGGAUGUGUUUGUGAUUGGAGCCACCAACAGACCAGACCUCCUGGACCCUGCCCUUCUGAGGCCUGGCAGAUUUGACAAGCUGGUGUUUGUGGGGGUGAGCGAGGACCGCGCCUCCCAGCUACGUGUUCUAAGUGCCAUCACACGCAAAUUCAAGCUAGAGCCCUCUGUGAGCUUGGUGAACGUGCUGGAUCGCUGCCCUCCCCAGCUGACGGGUGCAGACCUCUAUUCCCUCUGCUCUGAUGCCAUGACAGCUGCCCUCAAACGCAGGCUCCGGGACCUGGAGGAAGGGCUGGAGCCUGGGAGCGCGGCACUGCUCCUCACCAUGGAGGACCUGCUGCAGGCUGCUGCCCGGCUGCAGCCCUCGGUCAGCGAGCAGGAACUGCUGCGGUACAAGCGCAUCCAACGCAAGUUUGCCGCCUGCUAGGAGCCUCCCGCGAUCCGGGACCCUGCCCGCAAGGGCUGAAGGCCCGUUCGGGCUCCAAGACUAAAGACCCUCUGCUCAGGAGGAGGAACUCGGGCCUGGAUGGAGCUCUGGGGAUUGCUCCCCACCCCCACCCCCGAGUCUUGGCUGAAAAUAAAGUAUAUGCUGCCCCCUGCUGGUUGUGGU